AAUCAUGAAAUUCAUUGCAGCUAGCAUAGCUUCCUCUAUAUAUACACAAGUUAUCCAGAAGCCCAAACCAAGCCAUCUCGAUCUCUAUCGUUCUUCCUCCCAUAUGGCUUACAAAAAUGGGCUGCAAAUUCUCUCCCUCGUCGCCCUUUUAUGCGUCUCGUUUUGUGCGAUUGAAGCAGCGCGCACGCCGUUCGCAUGCGACCCGAAAAACGGGCUGACGAGGAGCCUGAAGUUUUGUAGGACGUCGGUGCCUAUACAUGUGAGGGUGAGCGACUUGAUCGGACGGUUGACGCUUCAGGAGAAGAUUAGGCUGCUUGUGAACAAUGCCAUCGCUCUGCCUAGGCUCGGCAUCCAGCGCUACGAGUGGUGGUCUGAGGCUCUUCAUGGGGUCUCCAAUACUGGCCCCGGUGUUGUCUUUGGUGGCGCCUUCCCUGGGGCCACUAGCUUCCCGGAAGUCAUCACCACCGCUGCUUCCUUCAAUGAGUCACUUUGGGAGGAAAUCGGACGGGUGGUGUCAGAUGAAGCGAGAGCAAUAUACAAUGGAGGAACAGCUGGUUUGACAUAUUGGAGCCCUAACGUUAACAUACUCCGAGACCCUCGAUGGGGUAGGGCACAAGAGACACCGGGCGAAGACCCGACUUUAGUCGCAAAAUAUGCUGUCAGAUAUGUCAGAGGACUCCAAGGUAAUGGAAAUGGAAACCGGCUUAAAGUUGCUGCAUGUUGCAAACACUACAGUGCCUACGAUCUUGAUAAUUGGAAUGGGAUCGACCGCUUCCAUUUCAAUGCCAAGGUGAGCAAGCAGGACUUGCAGGAGACUUAUAACGUGCCAUUCAAGGCAUGUGUGGUGGAAGGGAAUGUUGCCAGUGUAAUGUGCUCAUACAAUCAGGUCAACGGAAAGCCCACUUGUGCUGAUCCUGAUCUGCUUAAGAAAACAGUCCGUGGAAAUUGGGGCCUAAAUGGCUACAUCGUGUCGGACUGUGAUUCUGUAGAUAUUCUAUAUAGCAGCCAACAUUACACGGCCACACCAGAAGAAGCAGCUGCAGAUUCAAUCAAAGCAGGCUUGGAUUUGAACUGUGGACCCUUCUUGGCUUUGCACACAGAGCAGGCCAUAACAAGAGGCCUGCUGAGUGAGGUUGACGUUAACAAUGCCUUAGCAAACACAAUUACGGUCCAGAUGAGGCUCGGAAUGUUUGACGGCGAGCCAUCAGCCCACCCGUUUGGCAACCUCGGUAUAGGGGACGUUUGCACCCCAGCCCACCAAGAGCUAGCCCUUGAGGCCGCCAGACAGGGCAUCGUGCUGCUUAAAAAUCAAGCCUCGUCGCUGCCACUUUCCACCACUCGCCACCGGACUGUAGCAGUCAUCGGGCCCAAUUCCGCUGUCACCGUUACGAUGAUAGGAAAUUACGCCGGUGUUCCAUGUGCUUACACGACCCCGGUACAAGGCAUUGGGAAAUAUGCUAAGGUCAUUCACCAGGAUGGGUGCGCCGGCGUUGCCUGCAAUGACAACGGGAAUUUUGGAGCCGCGGAGAUUGCAGCCCGGCAUGCUGACGCUACUGUUUUGGUGAUGGGACUUGACCAAUCCAUUGAGGCAGAAUUCAGAGAUAGGGUGGGGCUGCUCUUGCCAGGACACCAACAAGAGCUUGUUUCAAGGGUGGCGAUGGCCUCCAAAGGCCCUACAGUGCUGGUGUUGAUGAGCGGCGGGCCUAUUGAUGUGUCUUUCGCUAAGAAUGAUCCGCGUAUCAGUGCCAUACUGUGGGCUGGCUAUCCUGGCCAGGCUGGCGGAGCUGCCAUUGCUGACAUUUUGUUUGGUAAAACCAGCCCAGGAGGAAAACUGCCGAUGACAUGGUACCCACAGGAGUACCUAGCGAAGGCGCCGAUGACAAACAUGAACAUGAGGGCAGACCCAUCAAGUGGCUACCCUGGCCGAACCUACCGGUUCUACAAGGGCCCUGUAGUGUUCCCUUUUGGCCACGGCUUGAGCUACACAAAAUUCUCCCACAAAAUAGCCCAAGCUUCGAAAGUGGUUUCACUACUCAUCACCAACCCCCGUGCCUUGACAAACUCGACGGAUGUCAUGGCCAGGUACACCAACUGCAACGCACAAUCACUAGAUCUUCACAUUGAUGUAAAGAACACAGGACUAUUGGAUGGGUCUCACACGCUUCUUGUAUUCUCAAUCCCUCCUACUGGGCGGAGCUCCGCCACCAAGCAAUUAGUAGGCUUUAGUAAACUUCAUUUAGCGGCAGGGUCUGAGCAACGUGUCAGGAUCGGCAUUCAUGUUUGCAAGCACCUCAGCAUCGUUGACGAAUUUGGAAAUCGAAGAAUUCCAAUGGGUGAACACAAACUUCAAAUAGGACAUAUUCAGCAUUCCAUUUCAGUCCUAGCAAAUCUACAUCAGAUCAAAUCUUAAUAAUCAUCAAAAGUCGGCGGCUAUAUUUCUUGCCCGGAACUCCUUUUCCGGUGAACCGCUAAGAAAAGAAAAAAACCCACCACAAUGUCCAAAAGUGGACAUGAUUUUAAGAUAAUAACAGAACAAGAAAGAACAGAGUCGGAUUUGGAAUAAUUAUCAGUUUUCUAAUUGUAAAAUAAAAGUUAGUCCUCAGUCGGUUUCCAUUUCUUAAGACAUAUAUGAUUGAAAAAAAAAAAAAAGGAAGACAUGUUUAAUAAAUUAAUAGCCUAGCCUAAGGUUGCCUUUGGCAAUCUUAAUUUGGUUUUAGGAUUUGAAUUUCAUGUAAAAAGAUUUGGAAUAUUGAGAAUCCUAUUAUUGGGAUCAUGUAUGCAAAUUGAAGUAUUUGAAAUUGUA
Molecule: messenger RNA, 2803 nt
Organism: Corylus avellana
Lineage: Eukaryota; Viridiplantae; Streptophyta; Magnoliopsida; Fagales; Betulaceae
Gene: BXL1
Product: beta-xylosidase 1
Biological process (GO): xylan catabolic process; arabinan catabolic process
Cellular component (GO): apoplast
Molecular function (GO): alpha-L-arabinofuranosidase activity; xylan 1,4-beta-xylosidase activity
Source: RefSeq, a predicted model, not a curated record